AUAAAUUUUUCCAAUUUUAAUAUAUAAAUAAAAAAUUGAGGAAAUAUAUUAAAUGCAUAAAAUGUCUACAGCUAAAGUUGAUAAACAUGUUCAAUCAGGACUUAAACGAACAGUUCCCGAGGGCACAGUAGAGGAAACACUAGAGCUAAAUAAACUUUAUGAUGAUUUACGGAAUCAACUUUCCUUGCCACGCACUGACCGCUUGGGCGGACGAACGGUGGCUACUUGGGACCCGGACAAAAAAGCAGUGCACGUGCUACGUAAAGAUGGCAAAUUUGGUAAUUUUGGUUAUAGUCAUGGCGGUCGCCUAUAUUUGGAAUAUUACGAGGCACUAUUUCUCUUAGAAAUGAAUCGUUUGCAAUUAGAAUAUCAUUCCAUGAUAAUGUCAAUUGAACAAGCUUAUUUGUUACUCUUGGGGGAGACAGCUACCCCUAAAUGCAAUGAAUAUCUUGUAUAUGCACAUCUGACGCGCAUUGGCUACAUUUUAGUGAGACAUCAAAAUAUUCCUUAUUACGACAACAUCGAACCAACCGAAGAGGACUGUGCUUGGGCACUGGCAUUAAAUGUUAUUAAUAAUCGUGCGAUAUCCGAAAAUGUAAAGAAGUCUCCAUAUUUUGUAAAAGUAAAAAAGGAAAUGAAACAAAUUAAGGAAUACAUAACCAAACCACCGGUACACGAACAACAACAAUUAAGCGAAGCAGAUUCAUCAUCCAUAAAUUUCAAUGGGAAGGUCAUAUCUACUGGUAAACGGAAAAACACAACUGACGAAUCAAAAAAUCUAACAAAGACGAAACGAAGAUGUCUAGAGGUAGCAUCUAGACAAAAAAGUUUUCUGGAUUGUCUCAAAGAUGAACCGGAAUAUAAACAAUUUCAAGCCACAUUUGCAAAAUUCGACAUAGUUCAAAUGGGUGAUGCCACUAUAAACGCAGAGGAGGAGGUGCGCAGUUUACACAUAACUUUCGAUUUGUACCUGCAUAAUAAUGGAUUCAAAAAGCGAUCUCCAAAGCCACCUACUUUCCGUUUACUGAUACUAGGGGUACAUGAGCCAUUCCCUACACAUGCAGAAAUAACAAAUAUCUACAACUUGCAAAAGUACCCUGUGCCUAUUUUAGUAGUAUCUGUGGGCGAAUCAAAGCAAAUACAAGCGUUUGUAUAUUAUUUUAGUUGAUAUAAUGAAC
This is a messenger RNA of Bactrocera latifrons, 1178 nucleotides long. RefSeq lists its product as uncharacterized. The transcript has 3 exons. Lineage: Eukaryota; Metazoa; Arthropoda; Insecta; Diptera; Tephritidae. Gene Ontology annotation, cellular component: tRNA-intron endonuclease complex. The record is from RefSeq and is a predicted model, not a curated record. Gene Ontology annotation, biological process: tRNA-type intron splice site recognition and cleavage. Bases 53 to 1168 code for a protein of 371 amino acids.